AUGUCUGAUGGCCGCCGCCACAGGUUUUUCGAGGACUAUGGCGUUUGGCGCGAAGCUCCUUGUCUAACUGGAAGCACCCGUUUCGAGCCACUGCCCGACGUCAAGAACAUCAUGAUCACUGGCGGAGCUGGUUUCAUUGCCUGCUGGCUCGUUCGCCACUUGACAUUGACCUACCCGGAUGCCUACAACAUAGUGUCCUUUGACAAGCUUGAUUACUGCUCGUCACUAAACAACACCAGGAUGCUCAAUAAUCGACGGAACUUCACGUUCUACCACGGCGACAUCACAAACCCCGACGAGGUCCUCGACUGCAUGGAGCGUCACAACAUUGACACCAUCUUCCAUUUCGCAGCCCAGUCUCAUGUUGACAACAGCUUCGGCAACUCUUAUGGCUUCACCCACACCAACGUCUAUGGCACGCACGUCAUGCUCGAAAGCGCCAAAAAGAUUGGCAUCAAGAAGUUCAUCCACAUCUCCACCGAUGAAGUCUACGGAGAAGUCCAGGAUGACGAUGACGACUUGCUGGAGACGAGCAUUUUGGCACCCACAAACCCAUACGCCGCCAGCAAGGCUGCCGCCGAGAUGCUGGUCAACUCCUACAUGAAGAGUUUUAAGCUGCCAGUCAUCAUUGUGAGAAGUAACAACGUCUAUGGUCCACAUCAGUUCCCCGAGAAGAUCAUUCCCAAGUUCACUUGCCUGCUCAACAGGGGCCGUCCAAUGGUCCUCCAUGGCGAUGGACGUCCCACGCGGAGAUAUUUAUUCGCGGGUGAUGCUGCGGACGCCUUCGACACAAUUCUGCACAAAGGCGAUCUCGGCCAAAUCUACAACGUCGGAUCAUACGACGAGAUCUCGAAUGUCCAGCUGUGCAAGAUGCUGCUCGAAGAAAUGGGCAGCGCGAUCGAGUCGCCAGAGAACACAAACAAAUGGAUCAAGUACACCGAGGAUCGCCCGUUCAACGAUCACCGCUAUGCGGUAGACGGAACCAAGCUUCGAAAGCUCGGUUGGGACCAGAAGACAACGUUCGCAGAUGGCUUACGCAUGACUGUCAACUGGUACAAGCAGUUCGGUGAGCAAUGGUGGGGCGAUAUCUCCAAGGUGCUCCGGCCUCAUCCUGUCGUCAAGGACACCGAGGUCAUCUCGGAUAAAGAAGAGGCUGAGAUCUCCGAUACUCCGGUGUACGCGUCGAAGAAGCGCAAGGUAGAGGCAUAG
Molecule: messenger RNA, 1209 nt
Organism: Microdochium trichocladiopsis
Lineage: Eukaryota; Fungi; Ascomycota; Sordariomycetes; Xylariales; Microdochiaceae
Product: dtdp-glucose-dehydratase
Exons: 3
Coding region: 1-1209 (402 amino acids)
Biological process (GO): nucleotide-sugar metabolic process
Molecular function (GO): dTDP-glucose 4,6-dehydratase activity
Source: RefSeq, a predicted model, not a curated record